AGAACUGUUGACAGGCACUUGCAUGUCCGAGCUGAUGAGUAAGUCGCAGACAAACGAAAUGAGCAUGAUUUUGAGUUUCUGGUAACUUUGCUGCUCUCUUCACAUUCCGACUCCACCUUGAAUCGUCGAGACAAAACAGCAGAGCCAUGGCUAAUAUUCAGAUCCGGAAAUUUCGGGAUGACGACGCCGAGGCAGUGAAGGAGAUCUUCACCCUGGGGAUGAGCGAGCACGUGCCUUCGUCCUUCAUGCACCUUCUGAAACAGCCGCUGACCCAGAUGGUGCUCAUGUGCAUGUUCUGCGCUCUCAUGACCAGCUCCAAGUCCUUCCUGCUUCCCAUCCUGGCCGUCACCCUGUCCCUGGCCGGAGCCCGGCAGUUUGUCGUCUACAUGUUCAACAGAUACAUCGAGACCUCCCUGAGGAAGGACCUCAACGACAUCAGUGAGACCUACCUGAAGCAGAAGGACUCGUGUUUUUGGGUGGCUGAAAGCGACGGCCGGGUGGUCGGCACGGUGGCGUGCCUCCCUGCUGAGAAUGCGCCUGAGUGCUUGGAGCUGAAACGCAUGUCUGUGUGCCGCAGUCACCGCGGGAUGGGCAUCGCUAAGGCUCUGUGUCGGACAGUGGGUGAUUUUACUCGUGACAGGGGUUACGCAGCAGUCGUCCUGUACACGUCUGUGGUGCAGACAGAUGCUCAGAAGCUGUAUGAGCACAUGGGCUACGAGAAGAUAAGAGAGUUUGUUGUUCCUGAGGUUCCUGCCAAAAUCAUGAACUUCACUCUGUUUGAGUACAGACUGGAUUUACACAGAGACGGGAAAAGGGGAUUGAAACUGACAUAAAGACUUUGUGAGAUUCCAUGGCAACUGUAUCUUCCAUUCAUUCAGUUUAAGUUUUCCCAGCAUGCAUUGCACUUGCGGCAACUAAACACUCAGGACGACACAGUGCCCACAUGAGGAACUGUUUUUUCCACACACUUGCAGUACAAGGUCAGGCUUGUUUUCUCUUGUUACACAUACACAAAUAUUCAUUAUUGUUUUCGGAACGUGUCUUUAAAAUAUAACAUGUAAUAUUAGUUUAGGAAAGUCUGCGAUGUCCAUGGUUUCUGUUGAUUGAGCUUCUUGAAAGUCCUUUGAUUAUUUCAGUUUGUGAAAAAUUCCAUUAGUUUUUACAUGAUGCUUCAAAUAAAAUCAUAAGUCUCAA
Molecule: messenger RNA, 1194 nt
Organism: Seriola dumerili (greater amberjack)
Lineage: Eukaryota; Metazoa; Chordata; Actinopteri; Carangiformes; Carangidae
Gene: nat8
Product: probable N-acetyltransferase CML1
Exons: 3
Coding region: 147-833 (228 amino acids)
Molecular function (GO): N-acetyltransferase activity
Source: RefSeq, a predicted model, not a curated record